Molecule: messenger RNA, 1203 nt
Organism: Drosophila gunungcola (fruit fly)
Lineage: Eukaryota; Metazoa; Arthropoda; Insecta; Diptera; Drosophilidae
Product: G patch domain-containing protein 4
Exons: 1
Coding region: 90-1142 (350 amino acids)
Biological process (GO): regulation of ribosome biogenesis
Cellular component (GO): nucleolus
Molecular function (GO): nucleic acid binding
Source: RefSeq, a predicted model, not a curated record
ACUAGGUAUACGACUGUCAUCGCUAUAGCGCUACACGUGUGUUUUGUUUUGAUGGUCUUUUAGUUUUCGAUUUGUUUUUAGCUAUUUCCAUGGACUUUGCCAAGAAGAUACUGGGAAAGUAUGGUUGGAAAGAGGGCGAUGGCCUGGGCAAGAACAACACCGGAAUUGCAGCUCCCUUAAAAGCCAGCUUGAAGUUCGAUAAUGCGGGAUUGGGAGUCGAUCGUGCCCAGGAAUUUAAUGACCACUGGUGGGAACGCUGUUUCAAUGAGGCCGCCAAUAAUGUGGAUGUAAAAAUUCAGCAGGAUGGACAGGUCUCGACAUCCCGGAAACAUGGAGAGGAUGCGGUGGAGAUCUCCACCAGCGGAUUCUCAGCCCGAAAACUGAAAAAAGCCAAGGAACAGCAUGCCAGCGAUGGAAAAUCCACCUACGACAACUUCUUGCAAACCUCUUUGCUCACCCAAAACGGCGGCGAGGUGGUGACGUCUGAACGCAUCAAGGUGGAGGACAUCGAGGUCACAAAGGUGACGGUGCUCACGGAUGAGGAACUUUUCAAGGCCUGUGGCGGAAGGACGGCGCACAAGGGCGCCCGCCACGGCCUUAAAUUAAGCGGAAAGAUAGCCCGACUGGAGCAGCAGGAGCGCGAAAUGCUGGAGAAGCUUCAAUGCAAACCUAAGAGUGCUCAAGGGACAGUUAAUGUCAAGAAAAAUGGGGAGUCAGCUAAAGAGUCGCCUGUGGGAGGUCAAACACUGAUGGAGCAAUCAGUAGAUGACAAACUAAAGAAGAUGAAGAAGGCCCGAAAAGAUGAGUCUUUCGAAGAGCCAGCUGUUGACCAACUAGAGAAGCCCUUGAAAACCAAAAAGAAAAAGAAAUACAAAGCAGAGACGUUAGAAGAUGAAACCUCAGGAGAUCGAACACAAGAAGUUACAGAAGACCAAUUGGAGGAACCUCUAAAGAUGAAAAGUAAGAAAAAUAACAAAGCUGAGCAUUCUCCCCGGGAAUCUGAAGAGUCAACCCAAUAUCAAGAAGCCGAAGAACCCUUGAAGACCAAGAAGAAGCGAAAAACAGAGGAUAACGCCGAGGAACCGGAAGCCCAAAUUAAAAGCAAAAAGAAGAAGAAAAAGAAUAGGGAGAAAGAUCAAUAGUUAUAGUCUUUAGAAAGUUGUAAUUGAACACUAAAUUAUAAUUUAUUAAAAAAAAAAAACU